Molecule: messenger RNA, 15147 nt
Organism: Euleptes europaea (tarantolino)
Lineage: Eukaryota; Metazoa; Chordata; Lepidosauria; Squamata; Sphaerodactylidae
Gene: HYDIN
Product: HYDIN axonemal central pair apparatus protein
Exons: 84
Coding region: 1-15147 (5048 amino acids)
Biological process (GO): cilium movement; axonemal central apparatus assembly
Cellular component (GO): axoneme
Source: RefSeq, a predicted model, not a curated record
AUGCAAACAGGCAGAAUUCAGAAAUCUGUGCAUCCUUGCAAGUUGUCUGAAGGAUUUCAAAGCAAGGUCGUGGCACCUCGCAAUCCGAAGUUGAUCAGAGAAGAAAAGAAGAAAGAUGCCCCACUGACUCCAUCUACCUUCCUGAAAGAGAUGUCUCUCACAACGGAGCAGAAACUGGCAUGCACCCAUGAGAUGUGCCUCCCUCGCAUCAUCCAGCUUUUGGACAUGAGCGAAACUUCCCACCAAAAGUUCUCUUCACUCGAUCUGGACCAGUCGCUGUUCCAGCCGUUCCCAUCAGAAGUGAUUUUCCAAAACUUCGCCCCUUGUGAGAUCUAUGAGGUGCCACUGAUUCUGCGGAACAAUGACAAGAUCCCCAGGCUGGUGAAAGUGGUCCUGCAGAGUUCGCCCUACUUCCAAGUCAUUAGCCCCAAUAACGUGUGUAACAAAGUUGCUCCUGGCAUGCCGUCUACGUUCCGCAUCCUUUUCACGCCAGAGGAGAACAAGGAUUAUUUGCAUGAAGUGACCUGCAUUACUGAAAGGGAAAAAUUUAUUGUGCCUAUCCGAGCAAUCGGAGCCAGGGGCAUUCUGGACUUCCCUGACCAACUGAAUUUUUCUACCUGCCCAGUCAAGUACAACACGCAGAAAACACUGCUGGUCCGCAACAUUGGGAACCGAGAAGCCCGUUACCAAAUCAGUACGAAGAGCCCUUUCGCUGUUGAGCCCUCCACUGGGACCCUUGGAGUUGGGGAGACCACACAGUUCACAGUUGAAUUUCUGCCACAAGAGACGGGCAAUCACUGUGAGGACCUGGUAGUGCAUUAUGACACAGGGGAGGAUAUCCAUGUCCGCAUCUAUGGCGCAGCUGCAGAUGUCAAUGUGAGACUGGAGAAGAACUCCUUGACCAUUGAGAAGACCUACGUCACUUUAGCAAACCAGAGGUCUGUAGCUAUUCACAAUCGGAGCAACAUCAUCGCACAUUUCCAGUGGAAGUUCUUUGCAACGCAAGCAGAGGAGGAGCAGAAAAAACAACUGCUCUGCCGUUCACUUCAGGUUGAGGAAGAGAGCGUGGUCGAUCAUUUUCUGGAAGAAUGCAUCACGAAUCCCACUCUUCGCGAGCACCUCUCCAUAGUCACCCGGACCUUUCGGAACCGCCAGGCAGCAGUGUACGAGGACCCCAUGCUCUUCAACAACAACAUCUUCACAAUUGAACCUCUGCAGGGAGAUGUCUGGCCCAAUUCCACAACUGAAGUUAGUGUGAUCUUCAGGCCUCAAGAAGCUGGGAUUUAUCAUCGCACCGUGUACUGUGAUAUCUCAGGCCGUGAGAACCGACUCCCUCUUCGCAUCAAAGGAGAAGCCAUGGGUCCCAAGCUGCUUUUCAACUUUGACCAGCUGAACAUCGGCAAAAUUUUCAUCGGGUCAUCCCACAGUUAUGAGGCCAUCCUGUCUAACCAAGGAGCUAUAGAUGCCCUCUUUAACCUGACGUGCUCAUCCACCCUGCUGGGCUCCCGCUUUAACUUUCAGCCCAAUGAAGGUAUCAUCCUACCUGGGGGCCACCAAGCCAUUCAGAUCACCUUCAGUUCCACCAUCCUGGGAGAGUUCUGUGAAGAGUUCCAGUUCAAUGUCAAUGGAUCUCCCCAGCCUGUGAACUUAACAAUUAGGGGUUGUGUUAUUGGACCCACGUUUCAUUUCAACAUCCCAUCUCUCAAUUUUGGGGAUGUCUCCUAUGGUUUCCCUCACACACUUUCCUGCUGCCUCAGCAACACAUCUCUGGUACCGAUGACCUUCAGCCUCCGUGUCCCGGGAGAUGGCUGUGAGCUAAGCGUUGAGAGUCGAAUUCAAGCUUCUGACAUUACACGGGAAGACUGGAAAAAGGCGCACUUUGGAAACCUGAGGCCGAAGGAAUUUACCAUCACUCCCACCCAGGGUACCAUCCGUUCCCAAGGGCUCAUGAAUAUCCAGGUGACCUUAUGUUCCAACACUGUGAAGAAAUACGAAACGGCACUGGUGGUAGACGUGACAGGUAUCGGCGAGGAAGUGCUGGCACUUCUAAUUACAGCCAGAUGCAUCACACCUGCCCUGCGCGUGGCUAAUCCCACUGUGGAUUUUGGACGUUGUUUCCUGAAGUUCCCCUACCAGCAAAUGGUGCGUCUCGUUAACGACAGUGACCUGCCAGGGUGCUACGGCCUCCUCCCCCAGGAAUAUGAGGAGAACCCUACAGUCCUGCAUUCCAGUCCAGCACCUUGUGGCAUCAUUCCGCCUCGGGCCACUGUUGAAAUCCCUGUGACUCUGGAGGCCCAGAAGAGGGGGCAUCAGGAAGCCGUAGCCCACAUCGCUAUUUUUGGGAGUGGAGACCCGCCUCUGGUGAUCGAGCUGGUAACCUUUGGAGAAGGCCCGGUUGUUUACGUGCAUCCUGCUAAGCUAGAUUUCGGCAGUAUCCAGGUCUUACAGGAUAUCUCCAGGAUGCUCUACCUUUCCAAUCAGUCUUUCAUUCCUGCACCAUUUGAGGCACGGAUGGCCCGCAGUAAAUCCCUGUGGAAGAUUGAACCCAGCAAGGGAGUCGUUCCUCCGGAGGCUGAGAUAUCAAUCACUCUGAUAGCGCACCUGGAUGACACCGUGCAAUUCCAGGACACAGUCCACCUGGCCAUAAAGGACAGCAUUUCCUAUGUCAUCCCAAUCCAGGCCACUGGCAUUGGUACUACCAUUGUCACAGACAAGCCCUUUGCGCCAGCCAUCAAUCUGGGACCCCACUUCAGUUUGGACCCCUGCUCCUAUCACUUCAAGGUAACAAACCGUGGGCGUCGCACCCAUCAGCUUUACUGGAUGACAGAAGGCUUCGCCCCAUUUUGCCAGCUCAAGGCCCACCUUGCUGCCAGUGCUAACGCAAAGAAUAGGAACUCCCAUCCGAAACAAGAGCCCCGGAUUCCUGUGUUCAAACUGCAGCCACUGAGGAUGGAGCUGGCCCCCGGAAAAUCCAUGGAUAUGAUGCUGGAAGGCUGUUACGACACUCCCAGGGUGGUGAAGGAAAGGCUGCUGUGCCAUGCCAUCAUAGGGAAGCAGUCUGGGAAGGAGCGUAUCAUGACAGUGGAUGUCACCUGUGAAUUCAUUGCACCCGUUCUACAGAUUUCCUCCAGUGAGAUCACAUUCCAAGUGGAGAAGAGCCCUGGUGGGGCCUUGACUACACAGUAUGAACCUUUGAGCUUGAAGAAUGUCUCCUCGUUGCCACUCAACGUCCUUUUGACCUUGCAAGAUCCCUUCUUCCUCUGCAAUAACAAACAUCAACCUUUGCCUGCACCAUGUCAGCCUAUACUGAUAGAUAUUGAUGGAGAACAUCAUCUUUGUGUCGGGUUUGACCCCACUUACAGAGAUGACCUUUAUAAUCGAGUUGCAGAGGAAGUCUUAACUAUACGCUACCUUGAGCAUCCUCAUGUGGACCACGUCAAAUUCCGGGGAGAGGUACGCUUCCCAAACCUCCACUUCCAAACUCUGGAUCUGAAUUUUGGCUGCAUCUUAAACGACACAGAAGUUAUUCGCUACGUUGAUAUGACCAACUGCAGCCCUCUUGCCGUCAAGUAUCGCUGGUCCUUUCUGCCUGAUGACCCUGAGACCCAAAUCAGAGAUGAGGCUAUAGAAGAAUCUCUGAGCUUUACAAGUGAAGAGGAGGUUUCUGUUAAACAGCUUUCAGAUGCUGGGGGUGACACUUCAGAAGCAAAGGCCUCAUUGCUAAGUGCUGAUGACGUGGAAGAAGGUCUUCUAAAGAAGAACCAGGCAGAGAACAAGGAAGUGCUGUGGUGUAUCGAUCCUGAGGAGCAUCAUGCAACAGGCGUGGAAGAAGUGUUUGACGUCCUCCCCCUGUAUGGAAUUCUGGAGCCAGACGAGACCCAGCAAAUGUCAUUCACUUUCUAUGGCCAUGCCAACAUUGUGGCCUGCAUGAAAGCACUUUGCUUUGUGGAAGGUGGCCCCACCUACGAGAUCCUGCUCAGGGGUGAGGCCUCCCUUGUCAGUUAUGCAUUUGACAUCAAGGAGAUUGACUAUGGCCUCCAGCCUUUUGAUCAAGUCUGUGAGGCUGAGAUCACAUUGCGGAAUACCGGAAAAGUUGGAUUUCAGUACACAGUUCUUGAUGAAGUUUGGGCUUCAGCUAGCAACCCUCCACCUGGCGUGCCGCUGACUCUGCCCGUUGCUAAUUACAUUGAGUCGCAAAAGGAGCAGGUGUUGAAAGUGUAUUAUUUGCCUGGUGUACCUGAGGUCUUCCAGAGGACUUUCAAGAUCCAAGUAGCUCACCUGGAACCAGACAGCAUCACCCUGAAAGGAGAGGGAGUCUUCCCCAGAAUUUACCUGGAUCUGCCCAGAAACUUACAAGGAAAUGAACAUUACAGCAGCAUCCUCAGAGAGGCAAAGCAACACAUCGAACACAAUUCACAGAAAGAUGUUCCUUUCAGCAACCUGGAGGCUCUGGAUCCCCCCAUGGAUGAAUGCAUCAUUGCAUUUGACACCCAGUUGCAGAUGGAGGUGGAGAGGUUGCUUGUUCAACAGCAUGCCCUGGAGCAGCAGCGGUUCCUGGCCUGCGAGGACCCAGCCAUUAGCCAGAGAGCUCGCCGGAGACUCGCCAAAGCCCAGCUGCCUGAGUACAUCUUGGACUUCGGCUACAUCAUUUUGGGUACCGUAAGGACACACAUUGUCAAAAUCACCAACACCAGCCAUUUCCCCGUGUCCUUUCACGCAGACAAGCGGCACCUGCGGGAUACAGGUUUCACCAUUGAACUGGACCGAGUGAAGAACCUGCCAUACUGCGAGACUGAGACGUUUGAAAUACGGUUUGAUCCCCAGAGUGCCAACCAGCCCCUUGGAGAGCUGAAAGUGCUCCUGCCCAUCAAGGUGGUAUCUGGGCCCACGUUUCACAUCUCUCUCCGUGCCACGGUCAUCAUGCCAUCCCUCUGCAUGUCCAGUGACAACCUGGAAUUCUCCGCUGUGCAGUGUGGCCAGUGUCAGAUGGAGACCAUUCAGUUUCAUAAUCAGCUGCAGGUCACAUGCGAAUGGUUUGCCACCAGCAACGAGCAAACGAAAAAGGUGGACAAGCACAUGCCGGCAGCCUUACGUCGGAAGAUGCGCCAAGAAUUAAAGAGCAAGCCGCAUGUCUUCGAGAUGAUCCCUCCCUAUGGGAUCCUGUCUCCUGGAGAGCGGCUCAAUGUGCAAGUGAAGUUUGCACCAAGAGAAGAGAAGUUCUACAGCAACCACUUGAUUGUGAGCAUUACUCAGAGCACUCAUCAACUGCUGCUCCACGUCUCAGGACACGGUCUGGAGCCGCGCCUGGAGUUCACCCCUGCUAUCGUGGAACUCGGACCCCUCCUGCCUUAUGCCCUUGGGGAUGAGGCCGAAGUGGUAGUGAGGAACCCCUGCAGCUUCCCCAUUGAGCUCUAUUCCUUGGAACUGGACCAGCAGUAUUUGCUGGAAGAACGGAUUUUGCGCAUGUUGAAGGGCUACGAUAGCCAUAAAACCCUCCUGUUGCCUCCUCGCUUGCCUGGGGAGAAGCUGCCUCCUGAAGUGCUGGAAUUUUACGAGGAGCAGAAGAAGCUUCAAAGUGACCAGGAGUCCGUUCCUCAUGAUCACGAAGAAGAGGAAAACACCGAUCACAGAAUAAAGGCGCUUCCUUCUGGUACGACAUCCACUGGUGGUUCCAUUCUCCUUUCUGCUACACAUUACGAAGGGCCUCGUACUUACAGGGUGGAAUCAAAAUUUGAUCAGGAGGAGGAGGAAGAAGAAGAGGGACCUGACAAAGGGCAAGCCCAAGUGCAAGGACAAGGGCAAGUCGUCAGUCAGCAAAGCUUCCUCAAGCAGAAGGAGACUGUGGGAGAACUAGACAACAACCCCGUUUCCCGUGCCAUUGCCCGCCACCUUGGCAUCGACAUCUCUCCAGAAGGGCGGGCUGCCAGGAACCGCAGAGGCAUCGCCAUUGUGAUCCACGGAGCUCCCCUUACAGGGAAGACCAGUGCAGCCAUCACCCUAGCCAAACUUUACAGUGCCGCCUGCUUGUCCAUUGACUCUGUAGUCAUUGAAGCCAUCUCUGACGGGAGCAGCCCAGCAGGCCUCCGCGCCCGGGAACUCUGCAUCCGAGCCGCCAUAGAGCAGGCGCAGCGGGAAACAGAUGAAGCUGGAGCUGAUGGACAGCCCGUAACAUCUCUGGGUACCAGGCUGAGUGCUGAGGCUUUGGCUAAGCACACCUCAGAAGGCAGCCAGCCGAGCUCCGAGUCCAAAAUGGGGCCGCAGUCAACCACCUCUAGAGGCUACCGAGGAAGCUCAGUAAUGGCCAAGGGCAAGUCUGAGGGUCACGGGUCGCAAGCCCCGAAGCAACUGCAGCAUCAACAGUCUGAUCAGCCUGGAUCUCAGAUUCCAUCUAGCCCCAUCCCCAGUAUUCCCAUCCAGCGGCGCAUUAGCAUCAGUGCCAGCAUAGCUGGCGAUUCCGGCCUGAUGAGCUGUGUGUUUCCCGAAGAGCUCUUGGUGGAGAUCCUCACUGAGAGGAUGCAGCUCAGCGACUGCUAUCGCGGCGUUGUGAUUGACGGGCUGGAGAGCCUCUUUGCCCGCAACAUUCCGAUGGUGCUGCAGUGCGUACUCAAAGCGAUUAAUAAUCGGCGCCACAUCUACUUUGUGAACCUGUUCCAGGAUUUUGCAGCCAUGAAAGCCAGAGAGAAAGCCAGGCAAGAGCAGGAAGAACGGGAGCAGCAGGAAGCUGCUGCACGCGAGAAGGUUCGUCUGCAGGAGAUGGACGAAGAGGAAUAUGAUGCCCUCACUGAGGAACAGAAAAUCCAGUUUGACAGAGAACUUUUGCAGGCACUGCGGGAACGGAAAAAGAGGGAAAUGGAGAAACUGGUUCGGGAAUUGGAGGAAAAGAAACACCAGCAGGAGCUGGAGCGUUUGCGGGAGGAGGAGGAGAUGAAGAAGAAGAGCAAGCGGUACAAGAGGGAUGCGGCAAAGGAGAAAGAAGACUCCACAGGAAAGAAGGGCCAGGCAGGAGGGAAGCAAGACCAAAAGCUGAAUGAUGGAGUAGAACGGAAAACGUCCGCCCCAAGCAAAACGGACCGUCCCGAGGUGAAUGCCAAUGACAGGGAUGAGAAGAAAAGGAAGAGCAAGCAGAUGCAGAAUGAGCAGCAAGGGGGAGUGCCCCCUACAGCACAGGAGGAGGAGGAAACUGAGAAGGAAAUGAGCGAGAGCGAGAAGAACUUGGCUCAGCGGUUCAAGCUCUACGAGGCCUCACAGAAAGACAUAGUUCAGAUCCUUCUGUUCUGGGAUCGGGUUCAGGGGGUCCAGCAGUCCCUGGCCUCUGAGGAGAAGCAGGAGGAAGUGGAGGACCAGCGGCAGGCACCAUCAGGCCGCAAAGGUCGGAAGGACCGGGAACGAGAGAGGCAGGAAAGGCUGGAGAAGGAGCGAGCCGAGAAAGAGCGGCUGGAAAAAGAGAAAGCAGAGAAGGAGCGUCUAGAGCGGCUGAUUGCAGGGCAGGAGGGAGAAGGGGAAGGAGCAGACACCAUUGGAAUCCCAUGCUUAGAGAUCCAGGUGCUCAGUUCUGAGGAUUCCAGUGGCAAGAGGAUCCAAGAGACCGGCAAGCUUCCAGGUGUAGAACAGAUCUUGGAUGCCUUAGGACUGGGCCCCUCAGGGCCUCCCAUCCCCCCUACUGCCUUCUUCUCUGUGAUCCCAUACCCAGAGAAACGACAACUGCCUGUUCCAGGGGAGGCACUCAAGCACUUCACCUUCAUUGUACCUGAAGACACAAAUGUCCCUGAAGAUGAUAAGAAGGAUGCUGAAGCCAGUGCAGAGAUCACAAGUAGUCUCCCAGCAGUUAAGGAACAGAGCACCCCAACUCGAGGCAAGUCCAAGAAGGAAAAGGUUGAGCCAACCCGUGAGCCUUUGAAGGAUAAAAAGGGCGCAACCCGUAGCAGGAAGGGCACUCAUCCAAGCCCUGGCACGUUGACACCUCUGUCGGAGUUAGAUCAAUCUGCCCUGUCUGCAGAGCCGUCCGCUGAGAAGCUCUUCAAGCUGACUUGUUUUCGUUGGACGGUCCCUGCCAAUGGAGAGAUUUUGAUGCGCCUCCAUUUCUCCUCCACAAAAACAGGACUGUUUGAUCAAGUCUUCAACUUUGAGAUCCAGGGAACACGGAGACAGUACCAGGUUUACUGCAGGGGUGUCUGCACGUAUCCAACCAUUUCCCAAGACCCCAGGAUAGUGUUCCCCCACCGUAGGAAGACUGCCAAACCCGAUGAGAUUGUCUUCAAAAAGUACAUCAUGAGUUCGGGUGUGUUUCAUUUUGGCCCUUUGCUCUGCGGGAAGUCAAGAGACAAGUACAAGGCAAACCGAUUCCCUAAUCACUCUGAAAAGAUAACCAUCCUCAACAUAUCUCCUUUGGAGUGUGAAAUAACUUUCUGCUUCCAGCAUGACUACAAGGCAGUCACUUAUCUCUUGGACCCGCCUGCCAUGACGCUCAAGCCUAACGAACAACAGAAACUGACAGUAUGGGCCUAUCCAACGGGCAGCGGUAUAUUUGAAGAUAGUAUCGUGUGCUGCAUUAAAGAAAACCCACAGCCAGUAACCUUCCGGCUCUGCUGCCAAGGAGUGCGCCCAGAACUCGAGCUGGACCGCAGACAGCUUCAUUUUGAAAAGCUCCUGUUACACAGGAAGGAAGCCAAGUCGCUCUUCUUCAAGAACAACACCCCACUGCCUGUAGCAUGGCGGAUCAGUGGCCUGGAGAACAUGGGCGAGGACUUCAGCGUGUCAGAUGAUAUGGGCAUUGUUGAGGCCUUCUCUGAGUACUGUCUGCAGGUGUACUUCAAGGCUUCCAAGGUGGUCAACGUUAGGAAGGCUGUUCGCCUGGAGGUUUCGGAUGCAGAAAACAUCCUGGGGAUUGUCCAGAUAGAGAACAUACAGAUCAUCGCUGAGGCCUAUGACGUUGCCUUGGACAUCAGCUUCCCCAAAGGUACGGAUGGUACCUUGGAUUUUGGGUUUGUGAAAGUCAUGGAUGAAGCUAAACAGUCGCUGUCCCUGAAGAACAAAGGCAAAUAUGAGAUUGGUUACAGUUUUGCUGUGGAGUCCACAGAGCAUGGAUUAUCCAGUCUGAGUCCGCUGUUCUCCAUCCAGCCGUCGAAGGGGAAUUUGGGUCCCAACGACCGUCCCACUAUGGUCCAGAUAAUUUUUCGCUCCAAGAAGGAAGUAAAUGUGGAAGACAAGCCCAUUCUGAUAUGCCACGUCAUUGAGCCCAGCCUGUGUGAAGGAGGGGAGAUCAUUGCCAGCAUUCCGGUGAGGCUGACGGUGCAUUCAUUGUUCACUAAGUACAAUAUUUCCCCUCCUCCACUCAUCAACUUUGGGCCCGUGGUGCACGGUUCCCGGAAGAGCUGCAGCUUCAUCAUUGAGAACAAAGGUUGCCUCGAGUUUAAGUUUGCCAUCUUCAAGCAGGUCCGAGACAACACCAUUCCUCUGCGGAAAGGCACAUCUCACAUCAGAAAUUCUCGCUCUCGUGAAGGGGACAUCCGGCAGAAUGCUCUGCUUGGCAGACAGAGCAGGCGUUCUGAAUCUAUCAUGCAAAAGGACGUGAGCCUUGUAGCUCAGGCACGCUUCUCCCUUGGCAUGUUCUGUUUGUAUCCUGGAUUUGGCUCCAUUUCUCCAGGCGGCCAACAAGUCAUCAAUGUGGACUGCAUCGCGGAUCCCAUCGGGAAGUGUGAGGAAUACCUGACGAUUGAGAUCUCUGACAGAGACCCGGAAGACAACCCUAAUGGCAUUACGUACACGCUGAUUGCAGAAUCGUGCAUGCCAAGCUUUGUGACUGAUGAUGUCAGGUCUAUAUUUGAGGAGCAUCAGAUCUGCAACAGCAGAUGUCUCAGCCAGGUGCUGAAGGACAUAGGCUGUGAUGGUGUCUUUGUGACAGAUGAGAACAAAUUUAUCUUCAAUAACGUCCUAGUUGGGCACCAGGCAACAGCCCACUUCAAGAUCUGCAACCACGGUCGAAUCCCCUGUGAUGUGCUUCUUGCUGUCAAACCGAUCUCCCCCAAAUCUGCCAUUCGAGUCAGUGACAUCUUUGAGGUCCAUCCUGCGCGGAUGUCCAUUGCUAGCCGUGCGCAUGCCUUUGCAACUGUGACCUUCUUGCCGCAAACGAUGCAGAACUACCAGUGCAUUUUUGAGGCUUCUGUUGAUCCUGUGACCAGCAUGUCUGUUAAAUCAAGGAGUUUAUUGUUUGAGGUCACUGGGGAUGGAAACCUUCCACAAGUUACCAUUGUUCGCCCUGCAUUCCGCAAUAAAAAAGGAAACCCGCUUAUCCUCUUCAAGAAACUUCUGUUGGGCAAUUCAGAGACGCUCCCUCUUGUCCUGAAGAACAGCAGCAGUAUCCCGGCCCAGCUGCAUCUUGAUGUGUCAGAUGAACAUGGAGCUUUCAUUCUGAAACCUAAGCCCGGCACCAACUGCAUUUAUGUGUCUCAAGCUGAAGACAGUGAAUCCAGCGAGGGAGGCAGGAAACCACACACAGCCUCCCUGGUUCUGCACUGUGGGGAAUCAGCUGAGUUCAGUGUGGUUUUCCAACCCACUGUGAUCCAACAUAUCGAAGGGCUGAUCCACCUCUCCAUCGUGGACAACCAGUAUGAGGAGACAACCAUCCAGAUGGUAGGCGAAGGCUACCAGGACGAUGUCACACUGGACAACAUAACCAGUUUGAUGGCAGAGGGUGAUGGGGUGAAUGCUGAGAGGCACCUGGAAGAUGACAUAGCAGAGGCCAGAACAGAUUAUAUCCAGUUUGGGGACUGUUACAUCGGGAAGACCUAUCAAACGACAUUCACAAUAACCAAUCACAGCAAGUCUGAGGUGAUGAGAUUUGAAUGGCCUGUUUGGGGCCCGCUUCAGUUUUCCCCACAGGUUGGCCAUCUCCAUGCAGGAUGCGCCAAACACACCAUCCUGACCUUGAAAUCCAGCAUGCCCAUCGCCUUCAGAGCUCAGCCAAUGAAGUGCAAGGUUUGCAGGAUUGUCUUCCAGCAGCCUGCUGAGCAGGUGCCCGAUUGGGAUGAUCGCCUGCACACGGUCAAGUGGGUUGACAUUUCGAAGACGGCCCCGCACACACGCCCCUCUAAGAAGAAGGUGAUAGAGACCGACCCCGAGCCUGUUCACACGGUCGUGGAAGACAGUGGCCGGGAGCUGGAGCUUUGUGUCAGUGCCACCAUUGACUAUGCCCAGUAUGAGAUGGAGGUGGACCCCGUGCACUUCAGAGAUACGCUGCUCUUCCAGACGCGAGUGUUCAAAGUGGAACUGUUCAAUACCGGGAUUGUGCAGCUGGAGUACUUCUGGAAAGUAGUCAUGGAGGACAGCGGGAGGGCAGUCAACUUUGCUAAGGAACUCUCCCAGCACAGCCGACCCCUCAGCCAGCUAGGGAGCGUGUUGGACAGCUUUUCUUCGUACCUGUUCCCAGCAGUCCCCCGCCCCCCAUUCUCCAUAGAGCCCAGUUCUGGUAUCAUCCCCUCUGAGAGCUCCCAGGUCCUCCAAGUGAAAUUCUCUCCCCAGGAAUUGGGAGAGUUCGAGGGCCGUCUACUCUGCAGUAUUUCUAACCUGAAGCUUGACGAGGAAGGCCCAGUGGUGUCCGUAAAGGGGAAGAGCCUCCUGCCCUACUGCCAUUUUGAGUUGGAGGAGUCCGAUUACAUCACUGCAAACCGACGCCAUCCAGACCUGCGAGGACCUGGGGGGCCAGCCCUAGAUCCAAGCACAAAAGUGAUCGAAUUCACAUCCAUAGGCGUGCGUGUCAGAAAUACCAAGAGCUUUGCAAUCAUGAACCCCACAAAUGCCUCUUAUGCUUUCCAUUGGACCUGUGAGCAACAGAAGGAGAGAAAAGAACAAGCUGCCUUUGUCUGCUUUACCGAGAGGGGUCAGCUCCGGCCUGAGAAAAGAGUAGAGAUCAUAUUUGAAUUCUUCCCUGAACAUCUGGACGUCACAGAAUCCUUUUGGACCUUCUCAAUCCCUGAACACAACAUUUCUGUCCCAUUCCUCUUGGUGGGCCAUACCGCAGACCCUGCUGUGUCUCUGGAUAGACACCACAUCAACUUCCACUCAGUCUUGAUUGGUCACGAGGCACGGGACAGCAUCAAUAUUAUCAACAACGAGAACGAAACCUUCAAUUUUGCUGUCAGAGAGAGCUCCCGCUUUUCAGAGGGACGGAUCAACUAUCUGCAAGUUCAGCCCAUGGAAGGCUCCAUCCCGCCUUGUUCCAGGGUUCCUGUUAAUAUCUUCUUCAUGCCAACACUGGAAGGGGAAGUCAACUUUAACCUGAUCUGCGAUGUCAACAGGAAGACCCAUCCUCUUUGCUUGAAUGUCAAGGCCACUGGCCACACCAUGAACUUGACUGUGAAGUAUGAAGAAAGCAGCAGUGUGGUUAUUGAGCUGGACUCUGACCAGGUGAACACUAUCCACUUUAAAGAGAUGCAAGUGAAUGAUUAUGCUCAGUAUACCUUCCAUAUCCUCAACACUGGAAAAUUCAACUUCACCUUCACCUGGGAGUUCCACAACACCAAAGAAUUGCAGCGAUAUUUUGCCAUCUCUCCAAAUAGUGGCAUAGUGGAAGUCGGGGAAAGGACGGAGAGCGUAUUGUCAUUCCACCCACUGAAAACAUGUACCUUAAAGGAUGUUGAACUCAGACUGCAGAUCAGCCAUGGCCCCAUGUUUAUUUGUGCUCUCCGAGGUACAGCUGUAUCUCCCAGCAUCCAUUUCUCCUUCACCAAAGUGGACUUUGGAAACUGCUUCAUCUACCAUGCUGGGAUGACCAUUCCCAAACGAAUCUUGACAGUCACAAAUAAGGCUGACAGAGUUGUAAGCCUGGACUGCUUGUUCACCAGCACGCCUUACCUUGAGGUGGCUUUCCAUGGCGAAGUGCUGAAUCCCGGAGGAAAAACAGAUAUUCCAUUCACCUUCUACCCCCGAGAGGCCAUUUCCUACCAUGAAGCCGUCACCUUUGAAAUCAAUGGGCUCUCCCAAAGGAUCGUUGAAGUUCUUGGGAAGGGAAUUGAGAUGAAGAUCAAUGUUCAGCUUCCGAACAAAGUAUUGAAAUUUGGAGCUGUUCCCCCAGGACACACUGUGAAGAAGACAGCCAUCUUAGUGAACAACAGUGUUUGCUUUGUCUCCUUCAACCUCAGUUUUAUGUCGUCUAUGCCAGAGUUGCAAGAAGCGAAGGUUCUGACUAUGUCUCCAUCUACUGAUAUAAGCCUGAAGCCCAAAGGUGGCACCUGCCGCGUGGAGGUGACUUUCAGCCCGAAAAGCCGCAUCCUGCCGUUCACAGAGGAGGUCCUCCUCGAGUGCCAUGGAACUCUGCAGUCCCUCUUUGCUGUGCAAGGUUGCUGCCAGGGCAUUGAAGUCAGUCUGGACCAGACUCAUAUCCCUUUCGGCGCAGUGGUACUGCGGAGCCAGGCAUCCAGACGGAUCACGAUGCAGAAUACAGGAGACAUUGGAGUAGGAUUUAAAUGGGACGUCAGGCGCUUCAAGCCAGAUUUCUCUAUCAAGCCUGUGGAAGGCUACAUUUCUCCAGGGAUGGACGUCUCCUUUGAAGUGACCUUCCACCCCUGCGAACUGAGCCAGGACAUCUGCUAUGAGAACCUGCAAUGCCAGAUCCAAGGCAUCGAGCCCCUCAAGCUCACUCUGAGUGGAUGCUGCGUGGGGGUCCCCCCAGUAAAAGAGGUGGUUAAUUUCCAGUGCCAGGUGCGUGCAAAGAAUACACAGACCAUAAUGCUAUCCAACCGGUCAAACCAGCCAUGGACCCUGCGGCCCAUCAUUGAGGGUGAGCAGUGGAAAGGCCCGGAGUUCAUCAGGGUGGAAGCCCACCAGCAAAACAAGCCCUACGAAAUCACCUACCGGCCCCUCUCCAUGAACGUGGAGGGCAAGAAGGAUCAGGGCUCCAUCUUCUUCCCACUCCCAGAUGGGACAGGGCUGUUGUACCUCCUGCAAGGCACCACGGAAUCUCCCAAGUCUACAGGGAACUUCUUGAGAGAAGUUCCGUGUAAAACGCCCUACACCGAGCUGCUUCCCAUCUCCAAUUGGCUCAACAAGCCACAGAGGUUCCGUGUCACGUUAGACAUGAUAAAACCGGAACGGCUGGAAGUGACCACCACCUUGAAAACCCUGGAUUACAUUGAUGUGCCCGCCUCUGCCAAGAAGGAUCACAAGCUCAACUUCUUCUCUUACAAGGAAGGAAUGUACUGUGUAAAGGUGACAUUCCGCAAUGAGGUGACGCAGGAGUACCUGUUCUACUUGAUCACUUUCAAGGCCAUCCCCUGUGGUCCUCUUGGCACCAUUGAGCUGACCACCUCUGUCCGGCAAAGCAUUUCCUCCACCCUGAAGGUUGAAAACCCCCUGCAGUACCCAGUGAACUUCAACACAGACUGUAAAGUGCCUGACAUCAGCCUGCCACCCCAGAUCAUCGUCCCGGCUCAGUCUGAGGGAGUGCUUACCUUCGAAUUCCAACCAAUGAGGCCUGGAGAAACUACUGGGCGGCUGACCCUGAACAGCAACGAGUUGGGUUCCUUCCAGUACGACGUGAUCUUGAAAUCCACACCAGCCCGGCCAGAGAGGGCCCUUCACUUCUGUACCAUGCUGGGCAGCAGCCAGAACCUUAUCACCAAGUUUGUCAACUACACCCGCCAGAAGACAGAGUAUGCCACCAAAAUCGACAGCCCUGAUUUCCACGUAGACAAAUGUAUCAACGCAGCUGCAGGAUCUCAAACAGGCACGGAAGUCAGCGUGGAGGUGACCUUUGAACCUUGCCAGCUUGGUGAAACAAGGGGAACUCUUGUCCUCUCCUCCGCCAUAGGGGGCGACUACACAAUCCCUCUCUUUGGCACGUCAGUUCUCCCCAAGCCUCAGGGGCCUUUCCAGAUCAGAGCUGGGUCCAACACGACCAUCGUCUUCAAGAAUGUGUUCCUGCAGCCUAUGACCUUCUCCUAUGCUGUAGAGAACCCAGCCUUCACUGUUAAAGCCCCGGAAAACAUCCGCCCCAAGAAAACUGCCUCAAUUGUCAUCUCUUUUGAUCCGCAUCCCGGUGGCUCCAAAGUCACCAUCACCAGCAAGCUGGUUGUCUCUUGCCCACGUGCGACUGGGGUGGGCUCAGGUGUCUUCUGGGUUUACUAUCUAAAGGGCAUCAUGCCUGAGAAAUGA